Molecule: messenger RNA, 2884 nt
Organism: Scleropages formosus (Asian bonytongue)
Lineage: Eukaryota; Metazoa; Chordata; Actinopteri; Osteoglossiformes; Osteoglossidae
Gene: arfip1
Product: ADP-ribosylation factor interacting protein 1 (arfaptin 1)
Exons: 9
Coding region: 454-1572 (372 amino acids)
Biological process (GO): intracellular protein transport; regulation of Arp2/3 complex-mediated actin nucleation
Cellular component (GO): trans-Golgi network membrane
Molecular function (GO): protein domain specific binding; phospholipid binding
Source: RefSeq, a predicted model, not a curated record
AGCGCCCUCUUCCGCUGACGUGUCACCGCCUCAAACGCACAGCUUCAGCCCCCCCUCCCCUGCCGUCCAGCCAUCAGUUUAAUAAGUUUAUUUCGAAGCGGACGGGCUCUCGGCUAAAUAACGUUUUGCGCGCAGCGUAUAAAUGUAACUGUGCGGGACGCCGGUGCGAGGCAGGCGAAGCGAAGCGAGGUGAAGCGAGACGCUGAGGUGGGAGGACCCGCCGGAUGUGGAGCCCUCCGCCGCCCAGCGCGAGCGUCCCUCCGAGGCCGGAGACAGCGCGUGAGUCCCUUCCGGGAGCGAGCGCCUGUGCAGCGGGGAGCGCGCGCGGGGGGAACGCGGCGGAUCGGCGUGUGGACGUUUCGAGCGACGCUGCGGCAACAUUGUAGCGACGACCGGCGGCGGGAGGAAGCGAACAGAGCGCAAAGACGGCGGCAGCGGCAGCAGGAAAGCGCCAUGGCAGAGGAAUCCUCUCGGAGCACAGCAGCCGAGAUCCCCGUGACCAGCAACGGAGAUGCUGAGGAGGGCCACAAUGAGGUCUUCCAGAGGGACUUGUCCCACAGCGUCCCUGGUGUGAACUUAUCCGAAACUCGCAUCACUUCCAGUAGUUAUGGCGCGACUGCGGAAGGCAUCAUCGAGGCGGGACCAUAUAAAGGAUCUAGGAGUCAGCCGCAGACCCCGGUGGUCUCUCCCAGCGCCGCCGCCGCCGGCCGGCUGGCCCGCUCCGCCAGCGAGAGUCAGGCUGAGCCAGGGCCGACGUCUCCGCAGCCGAGGAGCGGCCCCGUGGUGAUGUCCGACGACCUGAAGAACCCGGCCAUGGAGAAGCUGGAACUUGUGCGCAAGUGGAGCAUCAAUACGUACAAAUGCACUAGGCAGAUCCUUUCGGAGAAGCUGGGCCGGGGCUCUCGGACCGUGGACCUAGAGCUGGAGGCCCAGAUCGAGGUGCUUCGCGACAACAAGCGCAAGUACGAGCACGUGGUGAAACUGGCGCAGACCCUGGCCACGCAGCUCUCGCAGAUGAUGCAGACGCAGCGGCAGUUGGGCGACGCCUUCACGGACCUCAGCCUCAAGUCCCCUGAGCUACGUGAGGAGUUUGGCUUUAAUGCUGAUACCCAAAAACUGCUGGCGAAAAAUGGAGAGACCUUACUAGGAGCCAUCAACUUCUUCAUCGCCAGCGUGAACACGCUAGUGGAAAAAACUAUUGAGGACACCAUGAUCAACAUCAAACAGUAUGAGACGGCCAGGGUUGAGUAUGACGCGUACCGCACUGACUUGGAGGAGCUCAACAUGGGCCCACGUGAUGCCAACACCGUCCCCAAAAUCGAGCAGUCGCAGCAGCAGUUCCAGAUCCACAGGGAGAAGUAUGAGAAGAUGCGCCAGGAUGUCUCCGUUAAGCUCAAGUUCCUGGAGGAGAACAAGGUGAAGGUUUUGCACAACCAGCUGAUCCUCUUCCACAAUGCCAUCGCGGCGUACUAUGCAGGGAACCAGCAGCAACUGGAGCAGACCCUCAAACAGUUCCACAUCAAGUUGAAAAUGCCUGGCACAGACACUCCCUCUUGGUUAGAGGAGCACUAAGAACCCCUGCCUGCCUACCACACCCUGGGUGCUUCAGAGUAGGGCCUGACCCAGGGGGUGUCUGGGAGAAAUGCUGGGGCAGCUCACUCCUUGCUGACCCCCUCCCCCCCUCACUGUGAGGUGGGCUUUGUCAUGCAAAAAAUAUUUAUAAACACUUUAUCCUGUCCUUGAACUCAAAUUUCCCUUUUAUACUUUCUGAUCAUAAUCCUAUCCGAGGAGAUGUUGUAAUCUGUGUUCAGGAGGGACAUGGGUCCACCCUGGUUUUACGAUAGCUUUCAGGGCAAGAGGUCCACUCCAGUCCUUCAUAUUGGAGGGCAUAUGGCAUGCACCUGUGUGGUGGCUGCUGUGAAUGGGUGGCUCACACCAGUAGAUAAUGGUCGUAGUCAGAAUGAGUGAUGCUCGUAAUUGUGUCCAGCCCAGAGCCGUCUGCGUGCCUGAUCGGGAGAGACGAGCUACACUGUGUAUCCCGCCAUUUCCUCUAAGAUCAUAUCAAUUGGGCUGCAAACCCUCUCUACCUGAUCCUGUACCUUUUUUGUCUUUUACUAUAUAAUCUCUGUUUUCCCUUAGAUUGCUAAUGGAUUGUUAAACAUUUUUGGGGCAAUUCCUGAUGGACAUGAGGACCAGCCUUAACAUGUGCCUUUUUUUUGAAAAGACGAGCCUUCGCUCCGUCUUGUGCUGAAAACGCAUGUCGUUCACACUGCCGGAAUGUUUUAAGGGCGGUGCCUGGACCAAAAAAUGAAGACCAGCAUAUACUAGUCACUUCUUCUUAAAACGUUCUCUGUAGAGCCACUUUUCCAGCCUCUCCUUCAUAGUUUUCUCUACACCUGUGUAUCCAAACUAAGUAGACACUUUGAUAAGUAAACCAAAUGGAGCUGAUGUCAAAAACCGUUUGUACAUGAGAAAGACCAGCGUGAUCCCUGCCUCAGCUGCUGAUAUUCUUCCUUUACUUAAUUGCUUUUUUCACUUAAGAGGGCCAGAGACUGAAAAGUCGGCCUCCGUGUGCGGUUUCUCUCUUCUUGCCGAUUGUAUGUACUUUAAAGAAGUGUAUAAGCAGCAUUAGAGGCUUGUGACCUUUGACUUUGUGUUUACUUGCAGAACUAUAUAAAUAUAGAUAUAUAUUUGUAAUUUCCUGUAUUUACCUUGGAUAUGAGUCCGUUCACUUUUGGGCAUUUUCCCCUCAAUCUUACGAGUGGAUUGUGCCUCUGUAACAGUGAGAUCUGUUGAGUUGCAAAAUCGGGCUUUGGAACGGUGUGUAACAUCUUGCAAGAACAGAACUAAUUAAACAUGGUUUCUUUUUUUCCUUCUUCGAAAA